AUUCUAUCGAAAAAAUCAUGGCUGCUCUGAAGCUUGCCGCACUCCUCUGCUUUGUAGCAGUCUGCUAUGCCUCAUCAGGCAAAAGGACUUUGGUUUUGGUAGACAACUGGUCAAUCAGGGAGACUCACUCUGUGUUUUUCCGUUCUCUGAGGGAACAAGGCUUCGACCUCACCUUCAAGACUGCCGAUGACUCCGCUCUGGCCCUCGUCAAGUAUGGAGAAUUCUUGUACGACAACCUGGUUCUUUUCUCUCCGUCAGUGGAAGAGUUUGGAGGGUCCAUCGAUGUAGCUUCUAUCACCAACUUCAUUGAUGGAGGAGGCAAUGUGCUCAUUGCAGCAAGCUCAGACAUCGGUGACCCAAUGAGGGAGCUGGCCACGGAGUGUGGCGUGGAGUUUGACGAGGAGAAGAGCGCUGUCAUUGACCACCUCAACUACGAUGUGGCUGAUGACGGAAAGCACACUCUGAUCGUGGCUGACAGCGACAACCUGAUGAAAGCCCCAAUGAUUGUCGGAGACAAGGUCCCUGCCCCGCUUCUCUUCCGCGGUGUCGGCAUGGUGAGCGACCCCGACAACCCCCUGGUGCUGAGUCUGCUCAGGGCCUCGUCCACCGCGUACUCCUACAAGCCUGAUGAGAAGAUUGAUGAGUUCCCCAUGGCUGUGGGUUCAAGCACCCUGCUGGUGGCAGCCCUCCAGGCCAGGAACAACGCCCGCGUGGUGUUUGUGGGAUCCCUCGACUUCUUCAGCGACCAGUUCUUCCAGUCCAGCGUACAGAAGGCAAACGGAGGGAAGAGAUUUGAGAAGUCUGGCAACCAAGAUCUAGCCUUGAGCCUUUCCCAGUGGACGUUCCGGGACAAGGGAGUGCUGCGUGUUGGGAAGGUGUCACACCAUCUGAAGGGGGAGAAGGUCCCGCCUCCUUCGUACACCGUCUUCCAGGACGUGGACUACUCUGUGGUGAUUGAGGAGCUGGUCAACGGUCAGUGGAAGCCGUUCAAAGCCGAUGACGUCCAGCUGGAGUUUGUGCGAAUUGACCCAUUCGUGCGCACCACCCUCAAGGCCAGAGACGGCAAGUUCAGCACCACGUUCAAGCUGCCGGACGUGUACGGAGUCUACCAGUUCAAGGUGGACUACAACAGAGUGGGCUACACCAGGCUCUACAGCGCCACACAGGUGUCGGUGCGGCCGCUAGAACACACGCAGUACGAGCGCUUCAUCCCGUCAGCGUUCCCGUACUACGCCUCGGCUUUCUCCAUGAUGCUCGGAGUUUUCCUGCUCAGUUUUGUGUUUUUGCACUACAAGGAGGAUACGAAAGAUAAAAAAGAAUAGCGCGAGCUUUAACCCAAGUCUUUUGUUGUUGUUUUAGCGUGUUAAUUUUUUGGUUGUUUGAGAGACUUAUGAUGGUUUCAAAUGAAGAGCGUAAUUUUGUUUUACGUGUAUAUUUUGAUGAGGCGAGAACUUUGUAGAGGGAGAGGGUAGGACAGGAGUCUGAGCAAGAGAGUGGUUGGAAAGAAAGAUCACAGCUGUCAGUUUUCCCAGGUUUUAUUUCUGCCCUUCGCUGUGUGUACGGGAGUGGGAGGGUUUGUAAAUGUGCCGGUGAAUUGGGGGAACAUUUCUCCCAUCAGUCCUUGCGCUACAAAACUACUGAGAUGCUCACUUCUUUUCGAUCCAAUAUGGUGAUGAAGACAGUCUGAUGCUGUUUCUCGGAGUCUGCUGAAGUACAAGAGUACAAGACUUCACUCAUCAAGAAAAGAAACUAGUUUGAUUGUGGAAUGACUUCAUUGUGAUACCACCGCGCCUUUACUGUAAAGUGUACUACUGUGCUCAUACUAUAGCCCUCUCAGUUGGUACCACCUAGCUGGGAGGGGGGGGAGGGGUUUGAACUUCUUUAAAAUGAAAGUUGUUAUUUAAUUUACGCUGUGAAAGUUUCAAGGGUUUCAACUUGUUGUGUUGUCUUUUUUAUCAAACGUCUGAUACGAGUGAUUCAUUAAACGUUACCACAUUGUUUA
Aplysia californica (California sea hare) is the source of this 2002-nucleotide messenger RNA. Its product is annotated as dolichyl-diphosphooligosaccharide--protein glycosyltransferase 48 kDa subunit. The record is from RefSeq and is a predicted model, not a curated record. Lineage: Eukaryota; Metazoa; Mollusca; Gastropoda; Aplysiida; Aplysiidae. The transcript is spliced from 11 exons. Gene Ontology annotation, cellular component: endoplasmic reticulum membrane; oligosaccharyltransferase complex. Bases 18 to 1322 code for a protein of 434 amino acids.